CCCAGAAAUGACUAUCCUUCUUCUCCAUGUCCCUCCUCCGACAACGCCCAUCCUCUUCUCCAACUCAUAUUCUCCACGCUCCACCACCACACGAACUCUCGAUCUCACGCGGCGCCUUCGUUGCCGCGUCUCCAAUUCCUCAGAGGUUAAAUCGGAGUACAAUCCUGGAGUUCUCGACGAUUUCUUCAUGCGUUCGUUCCGGACCAAACUGGUGGAGGAAGUCGGGUCGGAUUCAGACAAACCAGGUUACGUUGGUCUUAUUGAGCUUGUCAAGCUUCUCUUGUUGCAAGGUCGUACUAGGUCCGAGACCAAUGACGCAGCGGUGCGGAUACUGAAGUCUUUGUUUCCACCGCUCAUAUUAGAGCUUUACAAGCUUCUCAUUGCUCCUUUAGCACAAGGGAAGAUAGCUGCAUUGAUGGUUGCGAGAGUUACUGUACUUACAUGUCAAUGGCUCAUGGGACCUUGCAAAGUGAAUACCAUAGAUCUUCCUAAUGGAGAAUCUUGGGAGAGCGGGGUUUUUGUGGAGAAAUGUCAGUAUCUAGAAGAGAGCAAAUGUGUGGGAGUAUGCAUCAAUACUUGUAAACUACCAACUCAGACAUUCUUUAAAGACUACAUGGGAGUUCCUCUGUUGAUGGAGCCAGACUUCAAAGAUUAUAGUUGCCAGUUUAAAUUUGGGGUAGCUCCACCGAAGGAUGAUGGCAAUGUUAAUGAACCGUGUCUUGAGACAUGCUCCAUCGCCAGCCGCAGGAAAUUAAAUUCCGGGGAGUGUCCUAUGGCGUAAACCUUCGUUUUAUAUAAAAAGUAGUAUGUAAAUGCACCGACUUUAUAUUGUUGUGGUAUCAAUGUCCAACCAUCUCGAUUUGAUCACAUAUAUUUACGAAAUAACAAAAAAUAAAAGAAAUUUGUUAUUGUUGUAGCAUAAA
Raphanus sativus (radish) is the source of this 923-nucleotide messenger RNA. RefSeq names its product beta-carotene isomerase D27, chloroplastic. The coding region runs from base 8 to 781 and encodes 257 amino acids. Gene Ontology annotation, molecular function: iron ion binding. NCBI's taxonomy places the organism in Eukaryota, Viridiplantae, Streptophyta, Magnoliopsida, Brassicales, Brassicaceae. The transcript is spliced from 8 exons. The record is from RefSeq and is a predicted model, not a curated record.